This is a messenger RNA of Silurus meridionalis, 4181 nucleotides long. RefSeq names its product gap junction protein, alpha 5a (gene gja5a). The record is from RefSeq and is a predicted model, not a curated record. Gene Ontology annotation, biological process: cell communication. Lineage: Eukaryota; Metazoa; Chordata; Actinopteri; Siluriformes; Siluridae. Gene Ontology annotation, cellular component: connexin complex.
CCCAGAGAUGGUCCAGUAUUUCUCUGUUUGCCCCAUGCUCAUGCCCUCAUUCCAACUAGGAGAGCAUGCCAACAACUUUAGAGCAGCACAAGCAACUUAUCACAACAGACUCACAGACAUAUCUACAGAUCUUUACAGGGAGCAUCAUUGUUCACCGGACACAAUACUAAGCGGCCAACAGAAGUCUAGAACUCCACGUACCCCGGAGUAAGAGGUUACAGACUUUCUUACUCAUCCUCAGAGAGACAGCGGUCGGAACACCGAACUGCACUCCUAUACAGUUGAGACAGCAGUGGAACAGGCAGUCCGAGGGAACAGAAGUGUAAGUAGUAAAGAACCAUGGGGGACUGGAGUCUCCUUGGAAAUUUCCUGGAGGAAGUCCAAGAGCACUCGACUUCGGUGGGAAAGGUGUGGCUCACAAUCCUUUUCAUCUUCCGUAUCCUGGUCCUGGGUACAGCAGCCGAGUCGUCAUGGGGUGAUGAGCAGUCCGACUUCAUGUGCGACACGCAGCAACCCGGUUGCACUAAUGUUUGUUAUGACAGCGCCUUUCCCAUUGCCCACAUCCGCUAUUGGGUGUUGCAGAUUGUCUUUGUCUCCACACCCUCACUUAUUUACAUGGGCCAUGCCAUGCACACUGUGCGCAUGGAGGAGAAACGCCGGCGGCAAGUGCAAGAGAUGCGCGAGAAUGAUGAGGAAAGAGGGGAGCCAGGAAGUGGUGAGAAGGAGUACCUGGAGCAAAAAGAAAAGGUUUCUGAAACACCAGCCAAGAUUCGCCUUAAAGGUGCACUGUUAAAGACGUAUGUAUUAAGCAUCCUGAUCCGCUUGGUCAUGGAAGUGACCUUCAUUGUGAUUCAGUAUAUGAUAUAUGGGAUUUUUCUAAAGUCGUUGUACCACUGCAAUACUUCACCAUGUCCCAACCCAGUCAACUGCUACAUGUCACGACCGACAGAGAAGAACGUCUUCAUUGUGUUCAUGUUGGUGGUGGCAGGUGUCUCCCUUUUCCUCAGUGUUUUGGAGCUAUAUCACCUUGGCUGGAAGCAGUGCAGGAGCUUCUUUCGUAAGUAUGCUAAAAGCCAUACCACUAACAGCAACACUGAAGCCAACAGCAAAAUCACAAAUGCUGUUUCUGCACCCAUGGCACCUAACUUUUCAGACAGCUCCCAGCCACAUCCUGCCAAGAACUGCACCCCACCUCCAGCUUUUAAUCAGUGCUUAACAUCAGGAAUAGGCUCAUCCUCACCUGGACAUGUUCAUCACCAUGUUCAUUCCAUCCACUCAAGCUUCCAACUUACCAACCACUUGGCCCACCAGCAGAACUCGGUCAACCUGGCCACUGAGCGCCACUGCCGUCGCAGCCAUGAUGACCUGGAGGCAGAGGAGGAUUUCUUGAGGAUAAACUUUGACCAUCAACCAGCCAUUAUGGCUUGUGAAAACACUCCUGCUGAAGUACUACCAAGUGCUCCAUCUACACCAACAUCCAACAGCAGCUUCAUCAGAGACAAACGCCAAUUUAGCAAGACUAGUGGCUCUAACAGCAGCAAAACACGGCCUGACCUAGCAGUGUGAAGGGGUGAUGCCAGACCCAAGUGUUUGGCGGUGAAGUAAUUUAUUCCCAAGACAUGUAGACCCCAGAUCCUUAUACCCAUAUGUAGGACUGUUGCCAACAAAAUUGGUAGCAUAUAUUGGUCUGAAAUGCUUUGUAUGUUGUAGCAUUAUAAUUUACAUUCACUGAAACUACACUCUAAACCUGUUCCAGAAUGACAAUGUCCAUAAAGAGUAGAAGAAUUGCACAAAACCCUGACCUUAACAUCACUGACCUCCUUUGGGAUAAACUGCUGGCUUCACUUAUGAGUGCAAGAAACACACAGCAACAUUCUAAAAUCUAGUGUAAAUCCUUCCCAGAAGAGGGGAGGUUAUUAUAACAGAUUUUUAGAAUAACAACAUGAUUGAGAUGUUAAACAAGCACAUAUAGUUAUGACUGGUCAGGUGUCCACAUUCUUGGGGCCAUAUAAUGCAUGUUUGUGUGUACUUUCCAAAAAAAUGCUUGGGUACAUAUAACACAAUUUGGGUCAAUUUGGAAACCAUGCACUGGACACAAUAUGGAUGCUAACCCAGCGUGCGAUUUAAUGCUGCUUAAAAUAGGAUUUUAUUGAUCCUGAUAGAAAAAAUAUGGUAAACAUAAAUACAUUGCUGGGCUGUAGACAUGAAAUUCUGCCUAAACGUUGAAACCAGCUUUUACAGUUGGGGUCAAUCCACAGACAUUUGGAAAUACUGAGGGAUGACAAUCAAAUUGCAGAUGAAUCAUGCAACUAGCAUUUCUUGCAGUUGCCACUGAUUUAUUUCCUGCAAUUGAAAAUUCUAGAAAAAUGAAAUGUUGAUGCUUUAUGCCUGUUCUCCUUCAGGUCCUCAGCCUAUUAUGCAAGAUUGCUUAUCACCAACCCCUUGUCAACCCAAUUAUCUGACCCAAACAAAAUUGGAAAAAUAAGCCAGCAUUUUUCUUUUUUUUGUGAAUGUAUCUGAGAUUCUGCCAUGAGAAUUUUUUGUAUAGGGAGUGUCUUUGAAGGCUUUUAGGAGAAGACAAUAAGUAAAAUAUAGAUGUUGUGAAAGAGAGAGAGAGAGAGAGAGAGAGAGAGAGAGAGAGAGAGAGAGAGAGAGAGAGAGAGAGAGAGAGAAUCUGUAUCAGAGCACCUUUUUUUGGUUUCACUGAAACUGCUGUAUAAUAUUAGAAUAUGACAGAGUAAUUGAAGUUAUACUUUGUAUGGGGAAAGUAAACUAUGGAAUGGCUUGAUUUGUAAUUUGCACAUUUCUGAAAUGACACUGAGACUAAGAAUGAGAAUAAUAAUAGUAAAAAUACAAUAGACAGCACAUCUCAUGUGAAAAUGGAAAGCAAGAGAAUAUCUUUAUCAUCAAAAAUCACUGUUUUAUAUUUUGCACAUAAGUCAAGCAAUGUGCAAAUUUAUGAACCAAAGUGUUCAAUGCCAAUAAACCAAAACAACACAUCAAGCAAGUCAGGACUGUGAAAUGUAUGAGUGUCAAGUACUUAUAUAAAGUAAAGGACUUUUGUAUUACUGUGAAUGUAAAAGAGAAAAUUUUUCAAACCAAUAAUUUGACUGUAGACUGGGUAAAGGCAAGGGUACAUUACCAAUGAAGACGUCAUGCAAACAAUGUGUUGGGCAAACUGACAUGUGCAACAAGCAACUCUGACCAAAUAUAAUCUUGGUAGCAGGUUUUUAUUCCUUUGACUCUCAAGCCAUUCAUCUUCUGAAAUAAGAUUUGUGCCUUAACCGAAUAGUACAUUUAAACAAUUAAACAUCUAGUGCACACAUAGAUAUAAGAUCUUCAGGAUGUUAUAGAAAGCACAUUUGUAUCAAGCUUCCUGUGAGACUAAAGUCAUUCAGUCUUACUAAAUAGCUCUCUGUGAUUCACCAAGUGACUUACUAAAGCACAGAGCAAAAAUUAUAACAUGAUAAUCAGUCUGACAAACGGUUAAUCACUUUCAGUACUUUAUACUAGUCCAGAAGGCAACACAAGCUGAGAUGAAAACAUCUUCUCGCUGCAUUUUUUUCUUUUUUAGGCUGCUCCCGUUAGGGGUCGCCACAGCGGAUCAUCUGUCUCUAAUCUUCUCGCUGCAUUUUAGUUUAUUAGAAAUGCGAAUAGAAAUCGGAAACCAGGGUUUAAGAUAAUUUUGAACACUUUUAGCAUAUAUAUAAUAAUAUAUAUGUGUGUGUGUGUGUGUGUGUGUGUGUGUGUGUGUGUGUGUGUGUGUGUGUGUGUGUGUGUGUGUGUGUGUGUGUGUGUGUGUGUGUGUGUGUGUGUGUAAAUGACUAAAUGUAUGUCUACACAAAUGUGCAUUUGAGAAGAAUUUAACAGCCAUAUUAGCAAAGGCAAUGAAAUAUGCCACAGUGUACACUACUGCAAUGCAAUCCUAAAGACUGUGUGUGUGUGUGUGUGUGUGUGUGUGUGUAUAUGUGUGUGUGUGUGUGUGUGUGUUAAUUUAUGUAAAACAAGGUGUGAAUGGCAGUUUACUGUGUAUUAUGCACAUUGAUCUAUACCUUAGAUUACUUUGUUUCUCAGAUGGCAUGCUAUUUCAAAUUAUUCAGUCAUUCGUUACAUAUCCUCACUUGUGUUUCAUUCUACAAUAGAAACAAACAAACAAAAAUAAACUUUUGGAUUCACUUGGA